ACAUCAAGCAUCAAGUAAAACGAAGAAUAUAUAUUUAUAAACAUUCAAAAUUCACGGGGAAAAAAGCUCUUUUUACUUGCUUCAUAUGCUAAUUUUGAAAAUUUGUGAAUCAUGGGCAAAAGAGUGCUACUUUUCGUUCUGAUGUUGAUGGUCAAACAAGGAGAAUUUUGGUCAACGAAAACCUUCGAAAAUCCAAAAUUUACAAUCAUAACGAGAUCAGAAUGGGGAGCGCAACCACCGAAAGGCAAUGUUGGCUCGUUGAAAACGUUACCAGCGACCUACGUUGUCAUUCAUCACGCAGCUUCUCUCAGCUGUACUAAUAGAGCUAUAUGCCAAGCAAGAAUUCGAACUAUUCAGAAUUUUCACAUGAAGACGGAAAAAUUGCAAGAUAUUGGCUUUAAUUUUCUGGUCGGUGAAGAUGGGAAUGUCUACGAAGGACGUGGUUGGGAAAAGGCUGGCGCCCACGCUGAAAACUUCAACGACAAAAGCAUUGGCAUUUGUGUGAUCGGGAAUUUUGACAAAACUAGUCCGAGUCAUGCUACACUCGCUGCAAUAAAAAAUUUAAUUUCCCAUGGAGUUUCCCAAGGUAAGUUGAAUAGCCAGUACAUCUUGAUAGGCCACCGGCAGGCAGAGACAUUAUCUUGUCCAGGGCACUAUCUUUAUCAAUUGAUCCAAACUUGGUCUCAUUGGCGUAAAAUAUCUCAAAACGCCGCAUGAUAAUUUAUUAAAAUUAAUGUCUA
Copidosoma floridanum is the source of this 740-nucleotide messenger RNA. Its product is annotated as peptidoglycan-recognition protein SC2-like. Gene Ontology annotation, molecular function: zinc ion binding; N-acetylmuramoyl-L-alanine amidase activity. NCBI's taxonomy places the organism in Eukaryota, Metazoa, Arthropoda, Insecta, Hymenoptera, Encyrtidae. Gene Ontology annotation, biological process: peptidoglycan catabolic process. The record is from RefSeq and is a predicted model, not a curated record.